Messenger RNA from Ceratosolen solmsi marchali, 5705 nucleotides. RefSeq lists its product as uncharacterized. Gene Ontology annotation, cellular component: nucleus. The transcript is spliced from 16 exons. Lineage: Eukaryota; Metazoa; Arthropoda; Insecta; Hymenoptera; Agaonidae. The annotation marks the transcript as partial. Gene Ontology annotation, molecular function: DNA-binding transcription factor activity, RNA polymerase II-specific; RNA polymerase II cis-regulatory region sequence-specific DNA binding; zinc ion binding. Gene Ontology annotation, biological process: regulation of transcription by RNA polymerase II. The record is from RefSeq and is a predicted model, not a curated record.
GGUCGAGCUUACCAGCGUACCGGGUGGCCAGAAUGCGAUGGCUCAUCUCAAAAAGCGCAAGCUGGAAGCAGAGUCGGCCGCCUCAAAACCGAAGCAGCAACAGCAACAGCUCGUCGUGCUAAGCGCUAAAAAAGCUCAAAUCGGUGGUGUGCAAUCAAUUGAUAUGGAGACACCGGAGGCUGUGGCCAAGCGACGUAGAAAAAGUGUACGCGACGAUCAGAAAUCAGUAAUCGAUGGUAGUAACGACGCUAAUAAGAAUAUAUCGUUGCCGCAGAAGAAGAGGGUGUUCGCGUCAGCUAAUUCGGGCAGUCCGGCUAGAAAAACUGGAAAGAAUAAUUGCGAGGAACCGGAAGACGAUGAAACUCUGAUAAGGGAGACAGAGGCUGCAUUAAAGAGCUUAUCGGGUAGUUGGGUCCCUGGUCCACGGGGCUCGUUCUAUCAACGAGGUAAUUCGGACGAAGACAGAUACGAGUCAAACUUUGAGAACUUAUUCGAAGAGAAGAAGGACGGCUCAAAAAUGUCACCUUCGUCCAUGUCGCAAUCGUCAACGACGAGUAACGAGACUGGAUGCUCCCUAAAAGAUGUAAUUACGUUGCGCGGUCAACAAGAUCGGACCACAAGAUAUCAACAACAAAACAAAUUAAUGGACUCGUAUAAGCAGCACAACGGAGGUAAAUCGAAGAAGGAAGACGAAAAUGGUAUAUUACAGUGUCAAGAUAGUUUUAGCCAAAAUGAUGCAUCGAAAAGAUUAGCGAUUAAUAGAUCAGUUGCUUAUAAAAACAGGUCCGGUGAUCAUCAAAAUCGACAAACAGAUAAGUAUUCGCGAUAUGAGCCACCCGACUUUAACGAGCUCGUCGAUGAGUCGUCGAACGAGCUCGAGAUCGAUAUGUCAGACCCGACGGUUGAUCGACAUGAGCACGACCAAACACAAAACGAUGAUUCCGACAAGGAUAGAAUAUGCAAAAGCGAAUCGUCCUCGAGCGCCAAUAAGCACCAGCAGCAAGCGCAGAACGUCUACAGUGGCUAUCAGAGGUCGUACUCUGACGGAUUAAAAAUCAAUUCAUCCUCGACAUCACCCGUAGGCACAUCGUUUUCAAUAACAUCGGCCUUUCGACCACCUAAUACAGAUCACUCGAAGGCUAAUUGCCGGAGCGUAUCAGCGUCCGUCGUUGGAACUCCGACGUCGAUUCCACCUAUGGGGCCAUAUCCAGCCGCGGCCACUUUCGUUGGUUACCCAUCGCCCGGCCCAACAAUGCCAAUACCACUGCCUGUAACGGGCAUAUCACCGACCGUCGAUGAAAAGCAUACCACGACCGUAUCUCUUCUGCAGUUGAAGUCUCCUAAAGAAGAAGCGAUACCGACGCUACAACGUAGCGACCCAUCUACGAACGUAAUGACUGGCGCCGUAAAGAAUACCUUGACUCAGAGUCUUGCUCCGAUCGGCAGUCCCGACACCAACUCCAAGCAAUACACGAUUCUCCAACCCGCUGGCGUUGGUUCACGGGCCGCAAGCGCCAUUCAAGACAUCGCCCGGGAGGGUGUCGUUAGCGUUGCAGCGGUGAGCAGCACGGAAAAUUCUGGUACGAGACCAGCCAAUAACAAUUGCAUUACCAAUGGAAAUGGCACUUCCAAGCAGACGAGCGCAGUAAAUGGGAAUGCCGGUAACGGUGCUAAUGCCGGCUUGCCGACUAGUGUCAGCAGUAAUGGUAACGUUCAAAGUAAUAGUAUUGUAAUAACAACGAUGACUGCAACGGCAACCACCACGAGUCCAUCUACGAUCAGUGAUGUCUCCGUGCCGUCGGUAACAAAUCAUCAGGAAAAUGGUAUUAAAAUGACUGAUCGAACAAGUUCAUUCGAUGGUACCAGACCAGGCAUGUCCAUGUCGCCCUCCAGUCUAGGCAGGGAGGGCAACAAGUGCCCGACCCCCGGCUGCUCGGGCCAGGGUCACGUGACCGGACUCUACUCGCACCAUCGCAGUUUAUCUGGCUGUCCUCGGAAAGAUAAAUUAACACCUGAAAUUCUGGCGAUGCAUGAGACUAUUUUGAAAUGUCCUACGCCUGGUUGCAACGGCCGAGGUCAUGUCAGCACCAAUCGGAACACUCAUAGAAGCUUAUCUGGAUGUCCUAUUGCCGCGGCCAAUAAACAAGCCGCUCGAGAGGCCCGGCACAAGACUCAAGUGUCAGGUAUACCACCAGAGUACAUAAGUACGAAUCUCCUUCCACCACCAUUAGACGGUAAACUCUACCCACAAUACGGUUCAUCCGCGCCACAGGACUCCAAGCCAGUGAUAUCAUCGCCUACAUACGACUAUUACGCCGUAACUAAAGCUGCAGGUAUUAACGUGAAGCCACCGAAAACCCCCGAGGACAACAAUCAGUCGCGCAACAUCCCAAACAAAGUCAUCGUUCCAAAAACGGAAAACGGUUCUACAUCUGCAAGCUGCUGCAGCAACGGUCUUUCAAACCGACAAAAUCCCUCGCAAGAGCUCCUAGUCCCGAAAACCGAAGACUCGACAUCCUGUAGAGUGGUUCAGACAUCACCGCCGCCACCGCCACCCCCACCAAACGUCCGUCAAGCAUCAGCCUACGACUCUUAUUUAAAUCAAGAUUCAAAUUCCUCGUCCAUGUCCUCGAUGGAAGCCAUGGGUGCUACGAGAAACGGGCCUCUAGGUGCCACGAUACACCAUCCGAACCAACAGCAGCAGCAGCAGCAGCAGCAGCAGCAACAACAACAACAACAUCCGACAGCACAUCACGUGCUGCCGAUGCAGCCGGCCGUCGCAUAUCCUAUGCCAAUGGUAGAGGAUACGAGGAUGAGUCAUCAAAUGACCCAGCGAUCCCCGUAUGAGUCGUCCAUGAUGGCGGCCGCCGCUGCUGCCGCAGCCGCAGCCGCCAACACCAACAACGACGACAUGUACUCACACCAAAGAACCUCCGAGCACGCGCGCGCCGGUUACAUGCAACAUCCAGGCACGGCGAACAUCGCCAGACCCAUCGUCACUUACUCCAAUGAAAUUGCCGCAGCGAGGGGUUACGAGAAUGCGGUGUCAAGUGCGGCAAAUCAUCGACCCUAUGACCCUGGCACCGCGUCCACCUACGAUAGGUACGAUACUCAGCCCUGUACUCCACUGCAACAGCAGCAGCAACAGCAACAACAACUGCACUCCAGGGCUAACAUGUAUUAUCUCGGUCAGACAGGCAUGACGCAAGAAGAACAGGAAAGGGUCUAUCAUCAGGAAGCUGCCGCCGCUGCUCAACAGCAUCAGAUGGCCAUGGCCGCUGCAACCGUUGCUGGAAUGAUGAAAACCGAAGAUGAUACAGAUCUCUUUUACGUAGACGAUAAUGAAGUUAUUAGCUGUGAAAAAUUAAAGCAAGUCUCGCUUAAAGUGAAAUGCGUGACAGUUGCUCAAGUACAGCAGAUGCAAAAAUCCAGCGGUCCUCCGACAUCACCCGGCGGAUCAGUAAUGGAUUUAUCAACAUCCAGUGUCACGUCGACUAGUCCUCAGGCGCCGCCCUAUGGCUCGAAUAGUCUCAGUCCGCAAUACGGCGGCGGACAAACUGUUGGCGGUAGCCCCCAAGCUGCAGCCAGUCCACACCUAACGGCAAGCCCCCAAGUACCCAGUCCCCAAGGCCAAACCCUCGACCUCAGCGUCAACAGACUGCACAGUGGGGCGCCGAGCCCACAGUACUCAACGACCCACGGAGAUGGCGUGCCGGUACCGGUGGGCCCUGGCUUCACCGCACCCCGGCCGAUCGAGGAACAGACCGAGCCCGUCGACUUCUCCACGGCAAACGAGCCGGUGAACUUCAGCGGGGGCAUCAGGCCCGUGCCUGGCUUCCCACCCCCGGGUGUUCACGCCGCAGCCUACAGCCGUGAGAGCACUCCGGACAGCGGGGGUUCUCAUUACAUCGACGCCUAUAGAGAUCCGACUGGCUAUGGACCGAUGAGUCCACAUCCAGGAUACGGGAUGACUGGGGUCCAGGCAGAGUAUCCCGGGAACACGUAUACUCCGUAUCCGACGCCGGGCUAUCAAUGCGGCGGCAGCUACCCCGGCGGUCCUGUCACCUCCGGCUACCAAAUUCCAGCCGGUUACACGCCCACGCCCUGCUACAGCAUGCCACCGCCCCAGCACACGAUCGGCCCACUCGAUAAGCCCGCGGGCAAGGACGAAAGUCUGUCCGGAUGCCCGCGAGCCGAUCGUUCGCAGAUUCAGGCUCACUCGCAGGAGCUCAAGUGCCCGACGCCAGGAUGCGACGGGUCCGGCCACGUCACUGGGAACUACUCGUCUCACAGGAGCCUCUCGGGUUGCCCGAGGGCCAACAAGCCUAAAAGCAAACCUCGUGACGGCCAGGACUCCGAGCCCCUCAGAUGUCCUAUUCCUGGCUGUGACGGAUCUGGCCACGCCACCGGCAAGUUCCUCUCACAUCGCAGCGCGUCGGGCUGCCCCAUAGCAAAUCGGAACAAAAUGAGGGUCCUCGAGUCAGGCGGCACAGUCGAGCAGCACAAGGCCGUUGUUGCUGCGGCUACCGCCAUGAAGUUCGAAGGCGUGAACUGUCCGACCCCGGGAUGCGAUGGCAUCGGCCACAUAAAUGGAUCCUUCUCAACCCACAGGUCGUUGUCGGGCUGUCCGAUCGCGGGUCACGCCGUUAAGAAGCCCAAGUUCGAGGACAUGUCCACAAUGUACAGCAAAGGUAUAACAGGCGGUGGCUGCCCACCGGGAGUUCCAUCGGCCGGCGCCGGCCCCGUGAUUGGGCCUAUGGCCCAGGUGCUCGGCGUUCCCGUGAUGAACGGAGCCGGCGGGAACGGCGGCCAGGGCGAGGACCUCUACACACUGGAGGCCGAGAUAACGGAGCUUCAGCGCGAGAAUGCCCGCGUCGAGUCGCAGGUGAUGCGUCUGCGCUCCGACAUCACCGCCAUGGAGAAUCAACUGAAACACGGGGAGAAGGACAAUUCAUCGUUAUCGCAGCGUAAUAAUAAUCUAAACGAGUACUACCAGUCAUUGAGGGAUAACAUGAUAACCCUCUUGGAGCACGUCCGGAUACCGAACUCCUCGGGCCCCGGAGCCGUCAUUGCUCCCGAGAAAAUGGGCCACGAGAACUUCGACAGCUACUUGACAAAACUGCAGACUCUCUGCACCACCGACGGUUACUGUGCCGAAGACGGUCAGCGUCCGAUCUACGAAACUGUAAAGACCGCUUUGCAGGACUUCACGGUACUGCCGACGCCCAUCUGAGAUCAUGCUCAACAGAGUCUGUACAGGAGGAACGAUUACAUCUAAUUUGUCAAGGUCGACGCCAAACGCCACCUCUCACUACGAUUCAUGUCCUCGAACUUCCCGUCUUCACGGCUUUCGAUAUUCACUUGACCCUCUUAGGAUAUUUGAUAAAUCGGAAAUGCAUUGUGCUUUUUGGCGUCGAUGUUUUUGUUUAGGGGUUAUCGCGUGAGUGUUCUCUACAGACCAACACUCGCUGUGCAAAAUAAGUAACGUGAAACGGUGAUUUGAAUAGUAUUUAUAUUCGUUAUUUAAUUAACGUGUAUUAAAAUAUAUAAUGAUUACUUACGUUUGCAAACAAUUUUAUAAUAUUUAUACAAUAGUGACAUUUUAUUUAACUACCGUUACUCAAUUGCCGACUGAGAAUGCUUGAUUAAUGUAAUUAAUUUAACAACCACUUCACUGAAGAAGCUAAGCUUACUUGACACGUUAU